Molecule: messenger RNA, 7161 nt
Organism: Penicillium argentinense
Lineage: Eukaryota; Fungi; Ascomycota; Eurotiomycetes; Eurotiales; Aspergillaceae
Gene: fma-PKS
Product: polyketide synthase fmaB
Exons: 9
Coding region: 1-7161 (2386 amino acids)
Biological process (GO): fatty acid biosynthetic process; secondary metabolite biosynthetic process
Molecular function (GO): zinc ion binding; fatty acid synthase activity; oxidoreductase activity
Source: RefSeq, a predicted model, not a curated record
AUGGUUAUCAACAGCUCUGGUGCCGAGACGUACACUAACGGUACCAAUGGCCUUCAUGGAACUGCGAUUCCGGAUGAAGUCGACACAGUUGGUGGUCUUAGUGGCAUCCAUGAGAUCGAGGGUACCGGUAUCAAUGUGCCUCAGGCCUCACUACAAGAACCAAUUGCGGUGAUUGGAAUGGCAUGCAGGCUCCCAGAUCAAUGUCAUUCUCCGGAGGCAUUUUGGCGAUUUAUCGAAAAGGGCAAGAUUGCAAAAAAUCGACCCCCUUCCUCGAGGUUCAACUUAGAUACCCAUUACGAUGGAUCCCUCAAAAACAAGACCAUGGCGUCUCCCGGAGGAAUGUUCCUCCAAGGCAUCGAUGUUCAGGAUAUCGACGCGCAGUUCUUUAAGCUCUCUCGACUCGAGGCAUUGUCGAUGGAUCCGCAACAGCGACAACUUCUGGAAGUUGUCUAUGAAGGUCUCGAAAAUUCAGGUAUCACACUUGAGCACCUGGAUAACUCUCCUGUCGGAUGCUUUGUUGGGUCUUUCGCCUGCGACUAUGGAGACAUGCAAGCCCGAGACCCCGAGGACAGAGCUGCUGCGACCACAGUUGGCAUUGGACGUGCAAUGCUUAGCAACCGCAUCAGUCACUUCUUGAACAUUAAGGGUCCUAGUAUGACUAUAGACACUGCCUGCUCUGGUAGCUUGACCGGUGUCGAUGUCGCGAGUCGCUACCUUCAGACCCGCGAAAUCAAAGGUGCCAUUGUUGCCGGUGCCAAUAUUUACCUCAGCCCUGAACAUGUCAUGGACCACCAUUUUGGUGCUAAUGGCACUGCUUCCCUCACAGGGAAAUGUCACACCUUUGAUGCCAAGGCAGAUGGCUAUAUCAAAGCCGAGGCUGUCAAUAUGGUUUAUCUCAAACGUCUGGACGACGCUAUCCAUGAUGGCGACCCUAUUCGUGCCAUUCUACGCGGCACUGCGACUGGAAGUGAUGGCUGGACGGCCGGUAUUGCCAGUCCAAAUUCACAGGCCCAAGCAAGCGCAAUUCGACAGGCGUACGCAAAUGCAGGAAUCUCCGACCUUUCACAGACCAGCUAUGUGGAAUGCCACGGGACUGGAACCAAAGCUGGUGAUGUGAUCGAAGUGAACGGUAUUGCCUCUGUAUUUGGCAAAGACCGAACACCAGAAAAUCCUUUGCGAAUUGGAUCUGUCAAAAGUAACAUUGGUCAUUCGGAGCCUGCAGCUGGAAUUUCAGGCUUGUUGAAAGCCAUUCUGGCCCUGGAGAGGGGCAUCAUUCCUGGAAAUCCGACAUUUGAAAUUCCAAACCCCAAUCUCGACUUCGAAAGCCUUUGCCUUCGCCCAUCCAAGGCCACGACAAAAUGGCCCUCGGUUCCUUUCCGACGAGCCAGCGUGAAUUCCUUUGGAUACGGAGGGUCCAAUGCUCAUGUCAUUGUUGAUGCUGCCAACGGCCUGAGCAAGCAUGUUACAUCCUACUUGACCGAUAGCGAUAAUCUUUUCGGGGAAGAUACAUCUCUGGAAAGACCUUACCUUUUGGUGCUUUCCGCCAAUGAUGAGCAGUCCCUCAAGAAUCAUGUCUCAUCUCUAGACAAGCAUCUCUCGGACCCCUCCGUGGAUGUCAAGAUCAGAGACUUGGCAUACACCCUCUCGGAGCACCGCACGCGCCACUACCACCGAGGGUAUGCUAUUGCGCACAGUACUGACGUCGAGUUUGACGAUGUGAUUAUGGGAGCACCUCGGUCCGAGCCACCCAAGAUAGGCUUCGUCUUCACCGGACAGGGAGCCCAAUGGGUCCAGAUGGGCAAAGAUCUGCUCAACUUCCCUCUAGCCAGAAAGGAGUUAGAAUCUCUUGAUAGCGUUUUGCAAAAAAUGCCAAACCCUCCUCAGUGGUCGAUUAUCGAUAAACUGGUUUCUCCCCUUAGUGCUGAUGAGCUUCGCAGUCCGGAGCUCUCACAGCCCCUUGUAACCGCCCUGCAGCUUGCAAUUCUGGCGCUUUUGAAAGCAGUUGGCAUCUCAUGCAGCUCAGUCGUUGGUCACUCGUCCGGGGAGAUAGCAGGUGCUGUCAUGGCUGGCCGAAUUACCGCUGAUCAAGCUAUUAAGAUUGCUUAUUUCCGCGGAAAGGCUACCUCAAAUGCUAUCUUUUCCACUGCGGUCGGUAUGAUGGCUGCUGGACUUGGGCCUGAGGCGGUGAAGCCAUAUAUUGAAGACACGAGCAUCCAGAUUGCCUGCUUCAAUAGCCCAGAAAGUGUUACACUUUCUGGAGAUAAAUUUGAGCUGCAGUCUAUUGAGCAGAAAAUCAAGGCUGACGGUCACUUUGCUCGUCUACUCCAGGUUGAUGCUGCUUACCACUCAAAGCACAUGAAUGUGGUGGCAGAUGAGUACCUCGAAAUGCUGGAGAGUCACGUUGAUUGGUCGCAAACGAGCCCAAACUUUAAGGCUACGUCUAUGUUCUCGUCUACCUUUGGUAAAGAGGUUGACCAGGACCUUGGUCCGAGCUAUUGGGUUCGCAACAUGGUCUCGCCUGUUCUCUUCAAUCAAGCUGUGCAGCAAAUGAUCUCCCCUUCAGAGGGCGUGGACCUGUUGAUCGAGAUUGGACCCAGCAACGCCCUCUCUGGACCUAUAAAUCAAAUCAAAAAGGCCGUCGCACCUACCACUGAAUACCUGUCUGCCUGGAAACGAGGCCCUGAUGCAAUUAAUACAAUGCUUGGCAUGGUUGGUCAGCUUUUUAUCAUGGGAGUCCCGGUUAAGCUGGCGGAAAUGAACAAGGACACUCAACUUUCUCCUCCUUCAAUGAUCGUUGAUCUUCCCAACUACUCGUGGAACCACUCCACCAAACACUGGCACGAGAGCGAGUCAAGUAGCGAUUGGCGAUUCCGCAAGUUUGUGCAUCACGAUCUCUUGGGCAAUAAGAUUCUCGGCACACCUUGGACACAGCCAACAUGGAAAAAGGUCAUCAAAGUGGAUGACUUGCCGUGGCUGCGAGACCACAAGCUCGGUGACGGAGUAAUUUUCCCUGCCUCUGGAUACAUUGCCAUGGCCAUUGAGGCCAUUUACCAGAAGAGCAGAGCGCUCGGUCGUCUACCUGCGACAGUCAGCGUCGAUCAGGUGUCCUACAAAUUGCGGAACGUGAACUUCUUCCGUGCGUUGCCCGUUGAUGACGAAGAUGGCAACACUAAGAUUAUGCUUGCUCUCAACCCAUGUGCAAGCACACCAGAUACUUGGCAUGAAUUCAGGAUUUCUUCUAUCUCUGGAGAAAUUAUCAAUGAUCAUUGCCAAGGACUUGUCAGUCUAUCCGAGGAGACCACCCAAGUGGGACCCCCAAGCGAACUGCAGCCUCUCCGGCACAGCUCCCCGGCCUCGACCUGGUAUAAGGCAAUGCGAGAUGUAGGAUACAGCUUCGGUCCCAGCUUCCAACAGCAGCUCCAAGUUGAGUCUACCGCUGGACAUCGCUUCAACCGUGCCACAGUCUGUUUGGAGGAGCCAGAGUCCAAAACACGACAAUCUUUGUAUCCGAUGCACCCUGUGAGCAUUGACUCCUGCUUCCAAACAGGUGCAGCGUCUCUUUGGGCCGGCCACCGAAGCUCUGUUACCAGCCUUAUGCUACCGGCUAUGAUCGAUGACUUGACUGUGAUGGCACAAACGUCUCGGCCAGAGGUUGGAUUGGCGGUUGCAGACGCUGAAUUUACUGGCAUUGGACGAGACGAUGACCCUCGUCGAUACAAGUCUAAUGUGAAGGUCUACGACAACGCGAAUGGUAAUCUGCUGUUCCGGCUUUCCGGACUUCACUACCAUGCCCUUGAUGCUAGUGUGGAAAGCCAUGCAGCACACACAUACACAUGCCUUACAUGGCAACCGGAUUUCUCUUUCCUUUCCAAUGAUCAGCUCGCUACCCUACUUGAGGUCCCUGAAUCCGGAAGCAGUACGGAUCGCGCCGUUUCCAAAAUUAGGCAAGCAAUCAAUCUCAUCGCCCAUAAGAAUCCCCGUCUGCGAGUUCUGGAGCUUGACUUGGUUGACAAGGCUGAAAGUGUCUGGGUUGAUCGCAUCAAACCCUUCGUUUCCGAUGUUGCCAAAGAGCUUGAGUAUCAUUUUUCGGUGCCUUCGCAGAAUGCUGUUCUCUCUGCACGGUCAAAAUAUGGAAGCUUCAAGGUGGAUUUUGGGGUCCAUGAAUUGGAUGCGCCGUUUGACACACUGGAAGACAAGGGCGCUUUCGAAUUAAUUAUUCUGAAGGUGUCCCUGUAUCACGCGAACUUGGCUGCGGAUGUGCAGAAAGCACGAGAACACCUUUGCGAGAGAGGAAUCAUCUGUGUUCUGUAUGACACAAGUGCGGUUGGAGGAAGCAUUAUUGACCUCGCCGGAUUGGAAAGACUACCGACUACCCAGCCUCUGCAAGUUGCUGGUGAACUCCAACUCGCCUACUUUGGGUCUGUAUCGGCCAAGGAAAGCUCGCCCUCCACAUCACUUAUUCAUCUUCUGCACUUCAAACCGCCAACUGAACUCAAAUCGAAGGCUAAAGAAUUUCUCUUGAAUGGCGGUUGGGAUGUCAUCGAACAUCCAUUGCCUUUCAACGAGGUGCCUGAAAAUGGAACUGUUGUGGUGUUAGAUGAGAUGGACUCUCCAGUCAUCUCUCAUCUUACGGAUGAUCAAUUUGAGUCUUUCCGCAACCUCAUCGAGCGUCGAUGUCGUCUCCUUUGGGUCACAAGAGGCGCACAAAUGCAGGUGACACACCCUGAGCAUGCGCUUUUCUUCGGUACUGCUCGCUCGCUUUAUGGAGAAGACCCAACCGCUUUAAUCGUGACCCUGGAUGUCGAAAAUGUCGAGGGAGCAAACAGCCUUGGCGCUAUUGACUCCGCGUUGAAGCAUCUCGUUUACGCCGAAACACUCGAGUUCGAUGAUCAUGAGUUCGUUGAGAGGAACGGAUUGAUGUACAUCAGCCGAAUCAUUCCCGACAAGGCGGUUAACCAGGCCGAGAAGGACAAUACUCAAGGACCUGAGCCUCAAACACAGCCCCUUCACAGCCAUCCAUCUACUGUCCGUUUGGUUAGUACGCGUACUGGAACCAUCGAAAGCCUCAAGUACGCAGAGCAGCCCGCAGGUGUAUUUGGAGACCGCGAUGUAGAGAUCGAGGUUCAUGCCGCAGCACUCAACUUCAAGGAUCUGGCGCACGCCUUGGGAUUCGUUGCAUCGAACGAGCGCCGCCUGGGCUUGGAGUGCACCGGAAUUGUCACUCGACGUGGAAAGGACGCGACAUCUGUUUCUGUUGGGGACCGCGUCUUGCUGAUUCGAAAGGACGGCGGUGGUUUCGGCAACCGAGUGACCAGCACAGUGGAGGGUGUUCAGCGGAUUCCUGACUGGAUGUCGUUUGAAGAUGCUUCUACCCUGGGUGUGUGCUUUAUGACUGCCAUCUACAGUCUCAUCGAUCUGGCUAGCACUCAACCGGGUCAGGUCGUUUUGGUUCAUGCGGGCGCAGGAGGUGUGGGAUUGGCAGCUAUCCAGAUCUGUCGCUACCUCCAGGCGGAAGUAUAUGUGACUGUCGGAUCAGAGGAAAAGCGUCGUUUCCUGCGAGAAAACUACGGAAUCCCAGAGGACCACAUGUUCUCAUCCCGAUCAAUCUCCUUCGCCGCAGACCUCAUGCGAGCAACUGACAACCGUGGAGCGGAUGUGAUUCUGAAUUCUCUGACUGGUGAUCUGUUGCAUGAGUCCUGGCGUUGCUUGGCUCCUAACGGGAACUUCAUUGAAAUCGGAAAGAAGGAUCUGCUUGAUCGAAACAACAUCUCUCUGGCGCCUUUCAGCCACAAUGCUUCUUACCGAUCAUUUGAUCUGUCGCUGAAGGCCGUUUCUUUACCCACGUUCGAUCGACUGAUGAAGCAGAUCUUCACCUUCGUCAAUGAUGGUGUUAUCAAGCCACUCCCCAUCUGCAGGACUUUCUCGUUCGCUGAUGUCACAGAUGCUUUCCGUUACAUGCGAGAUGGAAAGCACAUUGGCAAGAUUGUGGUGACUGAUAAGAACCGUGAUGCUGUCCAAGUUCCAAUCAUCCCGGUCCUCCCUGCGAUGCAGCUGAGAGAAGAUGUUUCGUACCUCAUCAGCGGAGGCUUCAAGGGCCUCUGUGGCUCUCUUGCUCUUUACUUGGCCCGCAGCGGAGCAAAGAACAUUGCGGUCAUUUCUCGAAGUGGAUACGAUGAUGAUGCCUCCCAGAGUAUCAUCUACCACCUCCAAGCUAUGGGGGCACACAUAGACCUGAUAACUGGUGACAUCACCAAAGUCGAAGAUGUGCGACGCGCAUUCUCCUCUACCAGGAAACCAAUCGGUGGAAUCAUCCAGGGCGCUAUGGUGUUGCGGGAUAAAAUCUUCCCCAGAAUGACUCCAGAUGAGUUCCGCACGCCAAUUGACCCCAAGGUAACCGGAACCUGGAACCUGCACAACCUAGCUAUCGAGAAAGACCUCAAGCUCGACUUUUUCACACUCCUGUCCAGUGUCAGUGGUGUUGUCGGUCAAAGGGCCCAAGUGAACUACAGUGCCGGCAACGUUUUCCAGGAUUCCUUUGCCGUCUAUCGACGCUCUCUUGGACUUCCAGCAUGCUCUGUCAACUUGGGAGUCAUCGAAGAUGUCGGAUAUUUCACAGACCGUGACCACCUCAGUCGGAGAUUGGAGUCGCAAGGCUGGACCCCUAUCAAUGAAGCCCUUCUGCACAAGAUACUGCGCUUCUCGAUUCUCCAGCAGAGCACCUCGCCGACAAACCCAGAGAGCGCUUCGCAGCUCAUCACGGGUAUCCCUGUCCCCCUCUUUCCAAAUUCGCCUAUGCAGCCGUACCACCGAUGGAGCGCCCUGAGACCGACGGCUGCAGCGACUAAUGCCGGUGGUGACGGUCAAGAACGCCACCUGAGCGCACUUAAGAAUGCAUCCUCGAGUGGCGAAGUGGACCACCCGGCUCUCCUUGCAUCGGCUGUGGAGGUUGUGAAUGCAGUCUUGAUGCGCAGCUUGGGAAUGAAGGAUCCGUUGGAAAUUAGUCGACCUCUGGCCAGUUACGGAAUCGACUCCUUGGUCGCAGUUGAAUUGCGUAACUGGGUGCGAUCAGAGCUUGGAAUUGAAAUUAGCGCGUUGGAUAUUGUGGGCGCAAAGACCUUGGUUUCGCUUUGCGAGGUGAUUCUGAAAAGAUUGUUGGCAUAG